Molecule: messenger RNA, 598 nt
Organism: Oryza sativa Japonica Group (Japanese rice)
Lineage: Eukaryota; Viridiplantae; Streptophyta; Magnoliopsida; Poales; Poaceae
Source: RefSeq, a predicted model, not a curated record
AAAAAAAAAAGUCGCCGAUCCGUUUCCUCCUCGAUUGCCGGCAAGCGGAAGAGGGAGAGCGGAAGCGAGGAGGAGGAGGAUCGAGGCAGCGGGCGCAACGUGGCGCGCGCUUUGCUUGCAACGGAAGCGUGGGGAUUAUAAAAGAGGGGGCGCGAGAUCCAGAUCUGGCGCCGAUGCGCCCCCCCUCCCUGCUCUCCCUCACCCUCGACUCCGCGCUCCUCCGCAUCGCCCACCUCCACGACCUCUCCCGCCUCCCCGACCACCUCCUCAUCGACCUCUUCCGUAGAACUAUAGCUGCCGGUAAGCUGACAGAAAAAGUCCUGAAGUUGUUUCUGGCAACGGAUUGCGAGGAAAUCGCCUUGCUUGUUCAGUUGCUCAACAUUAAGCAGCCGCUUGUACCGGUCCUUCCCACGAGGUGCUCUGAGAAGUUCUAGAAGUGACACUGAUUAGGUCAGUCUUGGUUACCUGAGAAAAGAUGUCUUUGGAAAUUCAGGACAGUGAGGUCGACAUUGUGAUUGCAGCACUCCAGCCCAACCUGACUACUUUCUUUGAGGCAUGGAGGCCAUUUUUCUCUCGGUUCCACAUCAUUGUUGUCAAA